Schizosaccharomyces osmophilus is the source of this 1905-nucleotide messenger RNA. RefSeq names its product ERMES complex GTPase subunit Gem1 (gene gem1). NCBI's taxonomy places the organism in Eukaryota, Fungi, Ascomycota, Schizosaccharomycetes, Schizosaccharomycetales, Schizosaccharomycetaceae. Gene Ontology annotation, biological process: small GTPase-mediated signal transduction; mitochondrion organization; regulation of mitochondrion organization. The transcript has 13 exons. Gene Ontology annotation, cellular component: mitochondrial outer membrane. The record is from RefSeq and is a predicted model, not a curated record. Bases 1 to 1905 code for a protein of 634 amino acids. Gene Ontology annotation, molecular function: calcium ion binding; GTPase activity; GTP binding.
AUGAAAGAAGUUAGAGUAGUUAUUUGUGGAGACCAAGGGGUUGGAAAAUCCUCUUUAAUUUCAGCAUUAAUACAAGAAGACAACGUUACAGCUAUCCCAAAGGUAUUUCCCAUUGUAUCCAUUCCUCCUGAUCCAAAAUUAAAUGACGAUGUUUCUUUGGUAUUGGUAGACACACAGUCCGGCAGUAAUGAAAGGGAUUAUUUGGCUUCUCAGUUAAGAAAAGCCAAUGUUCUAUGCCUUGUUUAUUCAGACAAUUACUCUUAUGAACGUGUUAGCAUCUUUUGGCUCCCGUAUUUUCGUUCACUGGGAAUCAAUGUUCCUAUUGUCUUGUGCGCAAACAAGUCAGAGGACCUUGACAAUUACCAAGGUCUUCAUUCUAUUGAGCAUGAAAUGGUACCCUUGAUUAAUGAGUUCAAGGAAAUAGAGUCCUGCAUCCUUUGCAGCGCACUCGAAAAAGUGAAUGUGAACGAGUUAUUUUAUAUAUGCCGUUCUUGUGUCAUUUAUCCCAUUAUUCCUCUUUGGGAAACAAAAGAAAAGAAACUGAAAAAUGUGGCAGUUGAUGCCUUAAGUCGAAUAUUUUUUUUAAGUGACAAGAAUAAUGACGACCUUUUGUCGACAACAGAGCUUACACACUUAUCCGAGAAAUGCUUUGGAAAGCAGCUUAGCGAAGAGGAAGCAGAGGAUAUAGUUAAUACAGUCCAGGAAGUCUUUCCAAAUGGAGUAGUUGACGGUCAGCUUAACCGCGCUGGAUUUCUAGUUUAUAAUCAAAUCCAAAUUGAGAACGGAAAACAGGAAAGUACUUGGGGAAUUUUGCGAGCCUUCCAUUAUACAGACAGUUUGUGUCUUGAUGAUUCUUACUUAAGUCCCAAAUUAGAAGUUGCUCCCGGUCAGAGUGUUGAACUUAGUCCAAAGGGAUAUAGGUUUUUAGUCGACUUGUUUUAUCGAUUUGAUCGAGAUAAUGACGGAGCACUAAACGAUGAUGAACUCUCCGAACUCUUUCGGUAUACACCAGGACUGCCUGAAACAUGGAUUCAUUCGAAGUUCCCAAAUUCGACUGUACUUAAUGAACACGGGUUUGCUAGCUAUAAUGGCUGGAUAGCUCAAUGGAGUAUGAUUACUCUAUUUGAUUACAAAACUACUUUGGCAUACUUGGCUUAUUUGGGAUUCGAUAGUGAAGGCCGUGGUCAUGUAACUGAUGCACUUAAAGUUACGAAAAAGAGAUCCAUUCAGCAUCGUCGAGUCUCCAAAUACGACCGUAACGUGUUUUUGUGUUUUGUAGUUGGAUCUGCUGGUUGUGGAAAAACUUCUUUAUUAUCUAGCUUCAUCAACAAAAGUCCCCAUCGUGUUUCCGAUGAUUUAAUUCCCAAUACAGUUGUCAAUAGUGUUGAAUUCCAAAGCAGGCAAAGAUAUUUGGUUCUCUCUGAAAUUGGUGAAAAAGAUCUUGAUAUACUUGCUAAGCCGAAGUCACUAGAUGCCUGUGAUGUGUUGUGCUUGCUGUAUGAUUCCUCGAACCCGAAUAGUUUUUCUUUUAUAGCGAAUCUUUUGGGUCGAUAUCCUGCUCUUCAAAAAAUCCCUUGCGUAUUUGCCGCAACUAAAGCUGACUUGGAUCGUCAGCAGCAAAGAUAUCCUGUUCAACCGGACGAAUUUACAAAACAGCUAGGCCUUCCGUCUCCGACUCAUAUUAGUACUUCUGCUAUAUGGAAUACUUCUAAAGAUUUUUUUAUUCAGAUUGCUGAAUCAGCUCAGUUUCCAGCUUCUUCGAUUAUUCAGAUACCUGACGAGAAUUCCAACAAAAUAAAUUACCAAUUAGUUGUCGCCUUAACAGCGUUUGGGGCCUUGUUACUGUCCGUAGGAGGCAGCCUUGCUUGGAAGAUUGUGAGACAUCGAAAUAUGUUUAAGCGGUAA